AUGGAUUCUGAAAAUUCAAUUUGUUGUGUACAAAAUUAUUCAAGUGAUCAAAUAUUAACUGAUAUAACAAUGAAUACAUCUAUUCGAAGUAGUUUUCUUAAAUCACCAAUACAUCGAAAUGUUUUAGGACCUGUUUUGGAUACGUCAGAUGUUUGUCCACAUAUAAUAAUAUCUAACAUAUUAAAUUAUCGAUUUCUAUGGUCUGAUGAUGAUGAUGAUAAUCAAUUAUUAGAAGAUGCAAUCAAUGUAAUUAAAGGUUUACUUAAUUAUGAUUCGAUUUUACGAUUUCAAUUAGACGAUCUGAAAAAGGACUCUAUUUCUCUUAAUAUAAUUGAUUGGAAUAAUUUAGCCAAUGUACCACCACCAUUUAUUUCAAUACCUGAUAAUGAUUCAGAUACAUUCUAUUUUGUAGCUCGAAAUAAAGCAAUUGGUUUCAAUGAAGAAUCGAUUGAUAAUAUGUCGUUGUAA
This is a messenger RNA of Rotaria sordida, 468 nucleotides long. The record is from the annotation of a GenBank genome assembly. Lineage: Eukaryota; Metazoa; Rotifera; Eurotatoria; Philodinida; Philodinidae.